This is a messenger RNA of Apaloderma vittatum (bar-tailed trogon), 1861 nucleotides long. RefSeq names its product zinc finger MYM-type protein 2-like. The record is from RefSeq and is a predicted model, not a curated record. The annotation marks the transcript as partial. The transcript has 8 exons. NCBI's taxonomy places the organism in Eukaryota, Metazoa, Chordata, Aves, Trogoniformes, Trogonidae.
GUGUGAUAACUGAGUCAAAUCUACUGAAUUCAGAAACAGAGGCACAGACAAGCUUGCCUGAUGUUCCGUACGAACCAGACCUUGAUAUCGAAAUAGAUUUUCCAAGAGCAACUGAGGAGCUUGAUACAGAAAAUGAAUUUUUGUUACCUCCUGUUUUUGGAGAAGAGUAUGAGGAGCAGCCAAAGCCUCGGUCCAAAAAGAAGGGGGUGAAGAGGAAAGCCGUGUCAGAAUACCAGUCUCACGAUGACAGCUCUGAAAACUCAGAGUGUAGUUUUCCGUUCAAAUACGCGUAUGGUGUAAAUGCGUGGAAGCACUGGGUAAAGUCUCGCUAUUUAGAUGAAGAGCUUCCAGAAUUAGAGGAACUGAAAUCAACAAAGUCUGUGAAAUUAAAGGAAGAUCUAUUAUCACAUACUUCAGCUGAGUUAAACUAUGGGUUGACACAUUUUGUCAAUGAAAUUCGAAGGCCAAAUGGAGAGAACUAUGCACCUGACAGCAUCUAUUAUCUGUGUCUUGGGAUUCAGGAGUAUUUAUAUGGAAGUAAUCGAAAAGACAACAUAUUUAUUGAUCCAACCUACCAGACAUUUGAACAGGAAUUAAAUAAAAUACUUAGAAGCUGGCAACCAAGCAUACUUCCAGAUGGAUCAAUAUUCUCUCGAGUUGAAGAAGAUUACCUCUGGAGAAUUAAACAGCUGGGAUCACAUUCACCAGUUGCUCUUUUAAAUACUCUGUUCUACUUUAACACUAAAUAUUUUGGCCUGAAAACAGUGGAGCAGCACUUAAGACUUUCUUUUGGCACUGUUUUCAGACAGUGGAAAAAAAAUCCUCUAACAAUGGAAAGUAAAGCAUGUCUUCGAUAUCAAGUGUCUUCCCUGUGCAGAGCUGAUAAUGAAGAUAAAAUUACUACUGGAAAAAGGAAACACGAAGAUGAUGAACCAGUAUUUGAACAAAUUGAAAACACGUCCGAUCCAGCUAGAUGCCCUGUGAAAAUGUUUGAGUGCUAUCUGUCUAAAAGCCCACAGAAUCUGAAUCAGAGGACGGACAUGUUCUACCUGCAACCAGAGCGCGCUGUCUCGGCGGAGAGUCCCAUCUGGUACACUGCCACAUCACUGGACCGCAACACAUUGGAAAAUAUGCUCGUACGGGUUCUUUUAGUAAAAGAUAUUUAUGAUAAAGACAAUUACGAACUGGAUGAAGACAUAGAUUAAAAUAAACUUCCAAAAACCAUCAAGCAAACAAACAGCAUUAGAUAGUCAUGCUGCUAGACUUUACUAUGGAGAACAUUUCAAGUUUACCCUUCGUUUUAUGAGUUUUGUAGCAGUCUGUACCCUCACCUGGGUAUUACCAUGUAAAUAGUCCGUGAGUGAAAGCUUCCAUUAUUCUGAGUAGUGGUUCUAGGAUACAUAACAAACACAUUUCAGAUUUUUUUAUUAUUAUUAUUUAUUUGAUUAGGUAUGUUUGUAACUUUUUACAUUGCAGAAUAUGAAUGAGAAUGUGCCAUGUGUAAUUUUUUUUUUCCCCCCCCUGUAGUAAGAGUCAUCCAUACUGCACAACUCUGCUGUUGGAAGCUCCCUUGAAAGGAGGCUCUUUUAACGGAUUCUUAAACCGGAUGGUUGUGUAUGGGUAGCACUACUAAAGUUUAGAACUUGCUGUGUCUUUCAGAAUUUUUAAAUAAAUUGUAAACUAAUAGGUUUUUUACUUUUUAGUUACUGAAGCCUUAUAAGGUUAUGUAGAGAGAUUCCAUCUUAUGUACCAAAAAUAGAAAAAAGAGAAUGCUGUCAAUAUUGGUGUACUGUAAUGUGAAUCUAUUCUGGUGAAAACAUUUUUUUGUUGCCCUUAUUAAAACCUUAGUGUCCUUUCCUUA